Rhinolophus ferrumequinum (greater horseshoe bat) is the source of this 789-nucleotide messenger RNA. It is a transcript of the gene RPA4, whose product is annotated as replication protein A4. Lineage: Eukaryota; Metazoa; Chordata; Mammalia; Chiroptera; Rhinolophidae. The coding region runs from base 1 to 789 and encodes 262 amino acids. The transcript has a single exon. Gene Ontology annotation, biological process: nucleotide-excision repair; double-strand break repair via homologous recombination; DNA replication. Gene Ontology annotation, molecular function: DNA binding. Gene Ontology annotation, cellular component: chromosome, telomeric region; site of double-strand break; nucleus. The record is from RefSeq and is a predicted model, not a curated record.
AUGAGUACGAAUGCUUUUGAGAGCAGCGGCGGCUUCUCUGCUGCGGGUGGAGGCAGUGGGAGCAAUGAGCACCCCUCUCAGGGCGGCGCCCCUCCUGCUGCGAUGGCUCCGAGAUCCAGGGCUCGAAUCCGGGACAUUAUACCUUGUUGUGUAAACCAGCUGCUCACGGCCACUCUGGUCGACAAUGUUUUCAAGGUCAGGGGAAUAGAGGUUUCCCAGGUCUCCAUCGUGGGGCUCAUCAGGAGGGUGGACAGAGCUCCAUACUACAUUCUUUACAAGAUUGAUGAUAUGACCUCCAAGCCUAUCGACGCCCGCCACUGGCUCGGCAGAGACAGAGCGAAGCAGGAGCUGACUCCGUUUCCGGCGGGAGUAUAUGCCAAAGUGUUCGGUAUCCUCAGAGGUUCCGCCGAGGUGAAGAGCCUUGAGGUGUUGAAGGUCCGCAUCCUGGAAGACAUGAAUGAGUUCACCGCACAUAUUCUGGAAACGGUCAACGCGCACAUGAUCCUGGCUAAACGCCUCCAGGAGGCCCCUGGGCAGAAUGCACCUGUUGCUCCAUCCAAAGUGGAGGAGGUUGCGGAGUGCGGCGAGUCCAACCUCGACUUCAUCAGGAAGGAGGUGCUGCGCUUGAUCCACGAGUGUCCUCAACCGGAAGGCAAGAGCGUUCACGACCUCCAGACCGAGCUUCGCAGCCUGGGAGUCGGCGCCCUCCAGGAAGCCCUCGAUUAUCUGAUGGUGGAGGGUCACAUCUACCCCACGGUGGACCGGGAGCAUUUUAAAUCUGCCGAUUGA